Messenger RNA from Heterotrigona itama, 3029 nucleotides. NCBI's taxonomy places the organism in Eukaryota, Metazoa, Arthropoda, Insecta, Hymenoptera, Apidae. The record is from the annotation of a GenBank genome assembly.
AUGUUUCAGCUGGAGCAGUUGUACAUAGAAGUCCUCUACACGGUUGCCAACACUGUGGGCGCAAGUACCGGACAAUACGCCCACUACAAAGAGGAUCUUUAUAAGUACGCGCAGGAAGCGUUCGGAGAUUCAGCGACCCUUACUGCAUGCUAGGGAUUCAACCGGGCAACACGGGCGCACCGUUGAGCCCGCAGACGAAUUUAACGGCUCACUCGCCGCACACGCCGCCAGCUUCGCCGAAGCAAGCGACUCGCGCCCUUUCCGACGGCGGUGAAACUGAGAAUUCUCACCACGAGAAAUUACGGAAGCACCAUAGGUUGUCGUUCAAACGCAAGGAGCACACGAGCAGACGCGAGCAUCGAGAAUCACUGAGCGGUGCGGUGCCAGCCAAGUUUAUACGAGCGACCACUGUGAAGCAGCACACGCUUAGUCCACGAUGGAACGAGAAGUUUCGUUUGGAUCACGACGACGAGUCCUCCGUGUUCGAUGCAGUGAGCAAGCUGAACGAGGUACGCGGUGUCAAGGGCCUUGGAAGAUUCUUCAAGCAGAUCGCGCAGAGCGCGAGAUCCGGGGGCCAAGAUGAUUUUCUAGGCUGCGUGAAUAUUCCUCUUCAGGAUAUUCCAAGCACCGGGCUGGAUCGAUGGUACAAACUAGAGGCCAGAACGCAACGAAGUACUAUUCAAGGUAGAAUUAGAUUAAAGUUGUGGCUAUCAACGAGAGAGGAUCGCGGUACGUCCGAAGAAGACAACUGGGGUGAGCUCAGGCAACAGGAGCGACUGUACACGGUCUUUCUCAAUCACGAGAUGAACAAACAAGGGGAAGACUUCACAGGGGAAUUGCCACAAACGGCACUAACGAUUCUUCAUCAACACGCCGUCCAAGGUGAUGUCACGGAACUGCAACAAGCGUUAGUUAGAUGGGUAGCGUCAUCCAGGCAAUCAGCCUGCGAUCCAAGGAUUCUCCAUCGUCUCCUUCAGGAAUUGGACAAUGUGUGGCACACAGACACCCUCUCCCGGGACGAGGAACAAUGUCUGGCGGACUCUUUCAACGAAUUCCUCGAAGUGACGUUGAAGAAAGUCCGACAGCACCGAGUACUGUUCCCGCCAUUGCAUCGACCAUCGAUCUCCAAGUUGGAUUAUCUUCUUAGAUGUUUGGGACAGCUGUCGAACAUGAAGGCGUUCCGUGCUUGUUGCCCGUUCAACAAAGAAAUCCGCGGAGAGAUAAUAACCUCACUAAGAAAGGGAACCCUCGAAUGAUGCAAAACGAACUCGGAGCGAGGGUUACCACAGCUUGCCUUCAGCUUCACGGUCAGAACGCGAACGAAGAGUACGUGCUACCACCUGGGGCGGAAAUUGGAACGCCAAUGUUCGAGUUGUAUCUGGCAUUGCAGGAUUUCGUAACCAUGAAGGAGAACCUGCCGCAGUCCGAUCAUAAAACUUUAGCCAUUUGCAAGUAUUAUGAAUGGUUCAGACCAGCUGUCGACAAAUGGUUGGAUCUGGCUAAAUUGAAGGCGAUUCAACGCGUGAGAAAAUCGGCUGAACUCGAUCGGAUCUGCCCUGGCGAGUACAUCGUGAAGCAUAGUACAUCUGCCAUUGACGUUACAGCUUGCUUGUAUCAGGCGAUCUGUAGUUCAGCAGCCUAUUACGCAGAGAUAACCCAUCAAAAAUUGGCAGACAGUGGUUAUUACGAGGAACAAACGCCAUACAAAACAACAGACGAGAUGUGCGUGGCUAUUAACGGCCUCGAGUACGUUCAAAGAUGGCUUUUGAACUUAGGCGAGGAGUUGCUGGUCGAGAAACUUCUAACAGCUUUGGAGUGUCAAGCUGGCGAUUCCGCGCGAAUGCAAUGGAGAACCGUUUUGACGUCACCUUUGGAACAGACACCGGGACAAAUGUUGCUGUUCAUAAAUCAAAUCGUUUCAAGGAUCGGUACAAAGAUGAGACCACCGUUGAAGAAGGCUAUGUUCCAUCUGGCUUGGUCACCGGACAGUUUACCCACCUCGGAGGCUAUCGCGCCGUUGCUCGAGUAUUUAGACAUGCACUUUGUGGUGCUAAACUCGACGCUGCUUAUGGUGAAUUUCAAUCGAGUCCUCCAAGACAUCUGGGAGGUGGUCCUGGCUGAGCUCAGCAACCAGAUGGACGGAAAUGCCGGUAAUAAACCAACAAUGUUUUACGAAAGACUUUACGAAGCUCUAGAUUUAUUGGUGAAGUUCUUCCAUGAAGACGAAAAAGGUUUACCGUACGAAGUGCUUCACUGUCAGAGCUUCCUGAACGUCGAGGAACGCCUUCAGUAUCACAAGAUGGACACAACGUUCUUGAUCGACCGAUUCUAUCGACAACGACUUCAGGAUCAACUGAACACCGUAUCGUCGGAGUAUGGCGUUCUAACAGUGAGAGCUUAUCUAAAUCAUGACUCACUGUGCGUGGAGGUGAUAAAUGCCAGAGACGUGAUACCAUUAGAUCCAAAUGGUUACAGCGAUCCUUUCGUCAUAAUCGAAUUGCUGCCACGAAGAGUCUUCGAAUAUUGCGCUGAGCAGCACACCAACGUCAAGAAGAAAACUCUGAAUCCUAUGUUCGACGAGUGUUUUGAAUUCUCCGUAAGCGUGGAGCAGUGUCGAAGUCCAGACGCGAUGGUGUUGUUCACCGUAAUGGACCACGACGUGCUCACGGCGAACGAUUUCGCGGGCGAAGCAUUCUUGGGGCUCAGCACGAUACCCGGUGUUACCGACACGAACACCAGCAUAGACAAUUUCCACGGCCUCAAGCACACCGAGUUACCCCUGAUGCAUCAGAAGAAUCGAAAUCAUCCGAUCCUGCAGAUCCUGGAGACGAGAGUCGGUGACAAGGUGGCUCUCGAUUUCGUGAAGAAGCAGAAGCAACGAUUCGCCUCGACGUAAAACGACAGAUUCAUCUGCGAACGAACGAAAGAAGCGAGGAAGGAGCAUCGCGGAUAAUGAGGGAAUUUUCGUCGUCGACGUCGCGUUGAAUUUCAGCGGCCGAUGUGGGGAAGAGAGAGAGAAAGAGAGAGAG